This is a messenger RNA of Chlorella variabilis, 627 nucleotides long. RefSeq lists its product as hypothetical. The record is from RefSeq and is a predicted model, not a curated record. Gene Ontology annotation, molecular function: chromatin DNA binding; transcription coactivator activity. Gene Ontology annotation, biological process: positive regulation of DNA-templated transcription. The coding region runs from base 1 to 627 and encodes 208 amino acids. Gene Ontology annotation, cellular component: nucleus. The transcript has 4 exons. NCBI's taxonomy places the organism in Eukaryota, Viridiplantae, Chlorophyta, Trebouxiophyceae, Chlorellales, Chlorellaceae.
AUGGCAGCAAAUCCUCCGCUGUGCCAAGACCCCUACUAUGGGCACACCUUCCCUCUGCCCUAUCAUGGCGAGCAAAUCUGUCUGUCGCGCGGCUGCAUAGACAUCAAGCUGGAGGGGGGCGCGCUGCGGACACGCGGCAACAACAACAUGCGGCUGUGCUUUGUGGCGGACAAGCCCGACACGUCGUCGGGGCUGCACGCGUUUGAGCUGCCGCUGGCCUUCAUCACCGACGAGGACUUCAAGCAGCCCAUAUUCAACGCCAACAACUUGAGCGGCAGGUGCUUCAUGGUGGAUGGUGGCCCGGCAGGCGGCGAGGCGGUACAGUGGACGCUGUACUUCAAGGAUGGCGGCGUGGGCACCUUCAUCCCAUUCUUCUUCAGGUCCUGCGCCUACGUGCGCAGCAUAGCCAGCAGGAUGCAGCAGCAGCAGCAGUACCAGCAGCCGGCAGGGGUGGGCUACCCGCCGCCGGCCACCGCCGCGCCCGAGGCGGGGGCUGCGCCGCCCCAGCAGCUCCUGCAGACGGCCCUGGUGGACCCCAGUGACCCCACCAAGGUCUACCUCACGCAGCCCCUGGACAGCAGCCAGCAGCGCGACGACGCACCCAAGUUCCCAGCCCCGCUGGUGUAG